Molecule: messenger RNA, 1994 nt
Organism: Nicotiana tabacum (common tobacco)
Lineage: Eukaryota; Viridiplantae; Streptophyta; Magnoliopsida; Solanales; Solanaceae
Product: WRKY transcription factor 6
Biological process (GO): regulation of DNA-templated transcription
Molecular function (GO): DNA-binding transcription factor activity; sequence-specific DNA binding
Source: RefSeq, a predicted model, not a curated record
AAAAUUUCUUAGACCCUCCAAAUCAUUUUUUUUCUUUAAAGAUUUCACCAAUCAUAUUUCUCUUCUUCUUAUCUUGAUCAUACGCCAUUAUAUUGUUUUUGCUCUUUGCUUUGGAUAUUUAUAUUCUUUCUUUGUUUUCUUGAUUUAUGGACAAAGCUGGAUGGGGACUUACCCUUGAAAAUAUUUCUGAUCAUCAAGUUGGGUUCUUCAAGAACAAGGCAGUUUUUGGUUUUAACUUAAGUCCUACGUUGAAUAACGUGAAUAUGAACCCUAGGGAGGAGCAAGCUUUUUUUUCAUCAGCUGAUGAGAAAAGGGUGAUGUUAAAUGAAGUUGAUUUCUUCUCUGAUAAGAGGAUCAAGCCUAUGGAUCUUGUUAUAAAGAAGGAAGAUUCUCAUGGUGAAAAUACUACGAGUGCGAGGUCUGAAUUGUUUGUAAAUACUGGUUUGCAACUUGUGAGUGUGAACACUGGUAGUGAUCAAUCAACGGUGGAUGAUGGGAUUUCAUCAGAGAUAGAAGAUAAAAGAGCCAAAAUUGAGUUAGUACAAUUGCAAGUUGAACUCAGAAGAAUGAACGCUGAAAAUCAGCGUUUGAGAGGGAUGCUUACUCAGGUCAGCAACAAUUAUACUGCACUUCAGAUGCAUCUUGUCACACUCAUGCAACAACAACAGAUUUCAAGAACUGAAAAUGACCACGAGAUUGUGGAAGCAAAGCCUGAAGAAAAAGAUGGAAAUAUGGUUCGAAGACAAUUCUUAGAGUUAGGUCCAAGUGAGCACAUGGACGAGCCAUAUUCUCUUAAAUCCCAUUAUUCUUCAUCAGAAGAAAGAACAGUUUCUGAAUCACCUCGGAACAAGGGUAUUGGUAGAGAAGAAACUCCAGAAUCUGAAAGUAACAAGGUCCCCAAAUUGAAUUCCUCAUACCCAAUUGAUCAAGCAACAGAGGCAACCAUGAGGAAGGCUCGUGUUUCUGUUCGUGCCCGAUCAGAAGCUCCCAUGAUUAGCGACGGAUGCCAGUGGAGAAAAUAUGGACAAAAGAUGGCGAAAGGCAAUCCAUGUCCCCGAGCUUAUUAUCGAUGCACCAUGGCUGUAGGUUGUCCAGUGCGCAAACAGGUGCAAAGGUGUGCUGAGGACAGGACAAUUUUGAUUAAAACUUAUGAAGGAACACAUAACCACCCCCUACCACCAGCAGCCAUGGCUAUGGCAUCAACAACAUCAGCUGCUGCCAAUAUGCUGCUUUCAGGUUCCAUGCCAAGUGCAGACGGAUUAAUGAACCCGAAUUUCAUAGCGCGGACAAUUCUUCCGUGUUCGCCAAGCGUGGCAACUAUUUCAGCAUCAGCACCGUUUCCAACUAUAACAUUGGACCUAACUCAGAACCAAAAUUCAGUAUCGCCUUAUCAUCAAAGAACUCAUCCAACUGCUCAAUUUCAAGUUCCUUUUCCAAUAGGCCCCCAUAAUCCAAAUUUUAUUACUUCAAUGCCACCACCACCAAUGCCACAGGGUUUACAUAACCAAUCAAAGUUUUCAGGCCUACAAGUUUCUCAAGACAUUCAUCGUCAACCUCCACAACAUGCACUCAACCAACCAUCAUUUUCUGACACACUUAAUGCUGCCACGGCGGCCAUCACAGCGGAUCCCAACUUCACGGCCGCUCUGGCCGCAGCCAUCUCGUCCAUAAUUACUGGUUCUCAAAAAGAACAGUAGUAGUUGUGAUAUCCUUGUAAAACAGUUAAUUACUACUCUAAUAGUUUCUUCAUUGGUUUUCCCUUUUCUGAUCUCCGAGGCUAUUUUGGGCUGAAACUUGAGGUUAAAUAUACAUGUUCAUAUCUUUUUGUUUGACGUUGUGUUCGUAUCCGGAGGGAAAGGGGUUUUAGGAGACGAAUGAUAUAUAUUUUCAUUCUUUCAUUUUGUUACCUUCAUAAUAUUCUGGUUUUGUAUUUAGGUAUGUACAUGAAACGAAGCAGUAUAUUAGUCGUUGCUUAAUCACUUCCCUUUUUUCAA